AUGGCAGACCAAGAACUUGUUAGAAAGACUCUUCGUGACUAUUCAAUGCCAAAUCCUAAUAGUUAUCAAGGGAUCAUUGUGAGACCUCCUAUUCAAGCUAACAAUUUCGAAAUCAAGCCUGCAUUGUUGCAAGUCAUUCAACAGAAUCAAUUUGGAGGUGCAAAUUCAGAAGAUCCUAAUUCUCACUUGGAGAAUUUUCUGGCAAUAUGUGAUACCUUGAAAAUUAAUGGAGUUUCAGAUGAUGCAAUUCGUUUAAGGUUGUUUCCCUUCUCACUACGGGAUAAGGCAAAAGGUUGGCUUCAAUCACAACCUCAAGGGAGUAUUUCUACAUGGGAGGAUAUGGCUACAAAAUUUGUAACUAAACACUUUCCUCCUUCCAAGUCAGCUAAAAUGAGAAACGAGAUUACUACCUUUGUGCAGCAAGAAACUGAAUCCUUAUAUGAGGCAUGGGAAAGAUAUAAGGAGCUAAUGAGGAAAUGUCCACAUCAUGCUCUACCUGAAUGGUUGCAAGUGCAGAUUUUUUAUAAUGGUCUUUCACCCUCUUUUAAAGCAAUUUUGGAUGCAGCAAGUGGAGGAUCAUUCAAUUUCAAAACAACAGAAGAAGCUUUGGAGACUCUUGAGCUAAUGGCAAACAACACAGUGAAUAUGCAGUUUGAUCGUCAAAAUAGAAAAGCUGGAGUGUUGGAGGUUAAUACUUUGGAUGCUAUCCUAGCCCAAAACAAGUUGUUAACACAACAGAUCACUGAUUUGACUCAGAAGUUGGGAAAUAUGCAAGCAAAUAAUGUUAAUACAAUAUCUCCAGUGUGUGACUUUUGUGGAGGAAUGCAUCAGAAUGGUGAAUGUCAGGCCAAUCAACAAGAGGCACAAGUGAAUGUAGUGGGACAACAACAGAAUCAAUUUUCUAACAACUUUAAUGCAAAUUGGAGACCCCAACAAACGAGACCUUGGAGUAAUCCAAUCCAAUCUAACCCGCCAAGGCCUCCAUAUCAAUAUCAAGCUCAACCCAGCAAUCAAGGGAACAAGAUGUCUACGUUGGAAAAUGCAUUAGAGAAGUUAACAAUGCAAACUUCUACCUUUGUGGACCAGACUUCAAAUUUCAUGAAUGAGACAAGGACUAAUUUCAAGAACUAG
Messenger RNA from Vigna angularis (adzuki bean), 1131 nucleotides. RefSeq lists its product as uncharacterized. The coding region runs from base 1 to 1131 and encodes 376 amino acids. Lineage: Eukaryota; Viridiplantae; Streptophyta; Magnoliopsida; Fabales; Fabaceae. The record is from RefSeq and is a predicted model, not a curated record. The transcript has a single exon.